Molecule: messenger RNA, 762 nt
Organism: Ceraceosorus guamensis
Lineage: Eukaryota; Fungi; Basidiomycota; Exobasidiomycetes; Ceraceosorales; Ceraceosoraceae
Exons: 1
Coding region: 93-569 (158 amino acids)
Source: RefSeq, a predicted model, not a curated record
GCGCAAGGAAGAUGACAAUCUGACACGUGUGUGAUGCAGCCGGCUACACAUCGACUACGCCCUGGGCUCCUCAUCAGAUCGGACCUGACAGAAUGGAGAGCGGAUUUUUUUCUCCUUUACGCGAGGCGCGAUGUCCGAGGAAAAGAGGCGCAAGGGUCAAAAGGCAGCUCCUGCCAGCUCGCGCCAAGCGGGAGAAUCUCCCCAUUUCUGACGUCCAAUCCACAACACAGCGAGCAGAAGCAGCAACUCCCAAGAAAGCUCGUCACUCGACUCGAACCGAAACUAUCGCUGAUGCACGCUCGACACUCUGCACACGAUUCAGCACGGCUCGAACUCAGCUACGCUUCGCUCCUGCUAUCCUGCUUCCCAGUCGCCAUGCCUCCGUGUCCGCCCGCCAAGCGGACUCCACCUGUCGAGCCUCGAGUCGUUCCAUGUCUUCCCGACCUCUUCGAUCCAUCCAUCCAUCCAUCCAUCCAUCCCAUCUGUCCAACCAUGCCAUACAUCUCUCAAACCCCAAUCCAUCUCAGUCUCCACGUGUAACUUUCGUGUACUCUUUUCCCUUCAGAUAGCCAUCUCGAGCCAAAGCGCCAAAGAGACCUCGAUGCAGAAUCCUCAGAAUCGCGAAUUGGAUCGACUGGUUGCUUGCCCCGUGCGCUUUCUACCCGUUGCCUGCGCUUGCGUCCUUCUCGCUGUCUGUUCAGCUCAGCCAACAAGUGCGAAGAAAGGCCCCAAAGAAUUUCCCCCCGCCCGCUCAAACUCCCG